This is a messenger RNA of Nanorana parkeri, 1516 nucleotides long. Its product is annotated as KIAA1328 ortholog. The transcript is spliced from 9 exons. The record is from RefSeq and is a predicted model, not a curated record. The annotation marks the transcript as partial. NCBI's taxonomy places the organism in Eukaryota, Metazoa, Chordata, Amphibia, Anura, Dicroglossidae.
AUGGUACAUGGGGGCUGGGAGGCAUGUGUCACACAGGGCCAGGCUGAGAUCCUUUCCGCGUACAAGGGUUCCUUAACGUCCUGUCCAGAUUCUGAUGAGGACCAACACAUGGCCUAUGUACCAGGACUCUGCACUGAAGGUAACCUCAGACCGGCUUCCAAGUUUAAGAAUAGAAAACCCGAAGAAAGAAAGUCAGGAGCCGCAGCUCCCAUACCAGAGGCUACAAUGGACUUGAUACCGGACUGGACACAGCACAGAGAUAUGCAGGGGGCUCGCGGAGAAGCUGGCUCGAGAAGCGCCUCUUUAAAGGAUUUGUGCCCAGAAGACAAGAGGCGAAUAGCAAAUCUAAUCAAAGAGCUGGCAAGGGUGAGCGAGGAGAAGGAAGUAACGGAGGAGCGUUUGAAGACCGAGCAUGAAUCCUUCGAGAAGAAGAUCCGGCAUUUGGAGGAGCAGAACAAGCUGAUCGCCACGGAGCGGGAAGCUCAGCAGCAGCAGUACCGCGAGUGCCAGGAGAUGCUGAGCCUGUACCAGAAAUACCUGUCCGAGCAGCAGGACAAGCUGAGCCGAUCGCUGUCUGACCUUGGUGCCGGGAGCGUCCAGCCCCAUCAGGUGCCAAAAAUUAACCGACAGCCAAAGGAAAAAGAACUGAAUGGGUCUUACCUCGCUCCACGCAAUAAACAGAGCAGCGAAUUGGAAAGCUUGUGCUCCGUAGCGGCACACCCAUGCUGUAGAACGGACCCCGCCUCUGGAUGUGGUUUCCAUUGCCACCCAGACGGGUACCCUUUGGACAGUUGCGCACGGAGGAAAUGCUGCAGUUCCGAUAUCGCCGACUUACACUAUCCGGACGUGACACACGGCCACCACUGCAGCAGUGCAUUAGAUCAGCCUCUGUCCCAUUGCUGCUGGCACCGACCGGCACAGAGCGCCCGCGCGAGAGGUCCGACAGAAUUGUCGCUUACAAGGCGUCCGGAAGAUUCCUCCUUUUCCAGUCUCUCCGCCACGUCUGGCUUAAGCAAUGGGGUUGUCGUACGUCCAAAGGAGUCGGCGGUGUCAGAGCAGAGGAAACACGAAUUAAUGUUGCAGAAGAUGGAGCUUGAGGUGGAGAAAGAGCGGCUGCAGCAGCUACUGGAGCAACACGAAGCCAAACUGCUUGAGAAGCAGCAGGAACUACUGCAGACCAAGAUGGAGCCUGAAAGGAAUCCUUUGGUCAUACAGACUAAAGAUGCGGCUAUUACAACGUCACCUUCUCUGGGUGCUGUCCCGAAAAGCAACGGUUACUUGUGCAGCCCCAUGGGGCCUUCAUCGGUAGGACUUCCGACUCCGCCAUCCAGUAACAACAGCAAGAAAGUGCGCAGCCUGAACGGAACACACUCGGGGAGGAAAGUAGCGGAACUGAACGGGAACAAGUCCCUGAUCCUGCCGCAAAGCAGCGUCAGUAAAGACCUGAUUGGAGGGACAGACGGGAAUGGGCCGACACAGCUGGCUCUGGCUCUAGAGAGGCAGAGCCAGCUGUCCG